AAUGCGUGUCAUUCUUCUGUGCUUGAUAGUAGCAGCGUACUGCUUUGCCGCCGAGGAGCAAAAGCUUCAAUGGAAGGAUGAGGAUGGUCUUGAGAUCAAGAUCAUCAGGCCGAUCAAGGCUGAGAAGUGCCCGAUCAAGUCGCAAGACGGGGAUGUUCUCGAUCAAUGGUACAAGCUUUCUGAUAAGGAUGGAAAGGAAAUCGGAUCCAACUUCAACAAGAAGCCAUACACCUUCACCCUCGGAAAAGGACAGGUCAUCCCAGGAAUGGAGAGAGCUAUGACCGGAAUGUGCAAGGGAGAAAAGAGAAAGGUCGUCAUCCCAGGAAACCUCGGAUUCGGAGACAAGGGACGUGAGCGUGACAACAUCAAGGAGGAUCAGACCCUCUACUACACCGUCCAGCUCGUCGAUCUGUUCCGCGCUGUGCCAGGAGAGAAGUGGACCACCGAUGAGGGAAUCGUUAUUGAGCAGACACACAAGAUUGAUGAGGAUAAGUGCAAGAAGUCGAAGAGUGGAGACACCAUUCACCAACAGUACGUGCUUCAUCUUGAGGACGGAACUUUCGUCGAUUCGUCUUUUUCUCGCAACGCUCCAUUCAUCUUCAAGUUGAAUAAUAAUGAAGUCAUCAAGGGAAUGGACAUUGCCAUGACUGGAAUGUGCGAGGGAGAACGUCGUCAAGUGGUCAUCCCAUCAGACUUCGGAUACGGAGACGACGGAAGAGCUCCAGCCAUUCCAGGAAAAGCUCGUCUCUACUUUGACAUCACCCUCGAGAAGCUCAUCCAACGCGACGAGUUGUAAAUAUUUUCCAUGAUUUCAUGUCUUAGCCAUUUUUGUUUCGCAUGUUACGGGAUUUUAUUAUCUUUAAAUUGUGAUUAUCUUUGUUGUUUUUCUUGUUGACUCAAAACUAAUAAUAAAUCGAUUGC
This is a messenger RNA of Caenorhabditis elegans, 921 nucleotides long. It is a transcript of the gene fkb-5, whose product is annotated as peptidylprolyl isomerase. The record is from RefSeq and is marked reviewed. Lineage: Eukaryota; Metazoa; Nematoda; Chromadorea; Rhabditida; Rhabditidae. The transcript has 3 exons. Gene Ontology annotation, molecular function: isomerase activity; peptidyl-prolyl cis-trans isomerase activity. Bases 2 to 796 code for a protein of 264 amino acids.